AUGAAAGUCUCAUUCUCUCUCGCCAAAAGCAAAGCCAAAGCGGCGAAACCUGUUGGUGACGCUCCAUCCCUCAAGCGGUCCGCGGCCUUCGCCUCGUUAGAUGACGACGAGCCAGUUGAUGCCGCUCCCACUGCGUCGCAGAGCAGCAAGACAGAGUUGAACAAGAAACUGGUUGCUCAGAAAGUGGAGAUAUCUAAGACGACGAAGAAACGCAUGGAGGAAGAGAUGAAGAUCGACGCCACUGUGUUUGAGUACGAUGAGGUCUGGGACCGAAUGCAGGAGGCGAAACAAAGACAAAAAGAGGCGAAGGAGACAGAUGUUAAGCAGCGUAAGCCCAAAUACAUCAGUAACCUCCUCUCCUCUGCUGUUACGCGUAGGCUCGACCAUCUACGGGCGGAACAGAAGAUGAUUCAGCGCGAACGUGAAAUGGAAGGCGAUGAGUUCACGGACAAGGAAGCGUUCGUGACGCAAGGUUACAAGGAUCAGAUUGCGGAGAUGCGGAGAGCAGAAGAAGAGGAGAAAUUACAGGAAGAGCUUGAGAAAAAGAAGAAUAAAGGCCUCGGCACUGGGAUGACGCACUUCUACCGCAAGCUACUAGAGGAGUCUGAGCAACAACACGAAGAGGCUGUUGCUGCCACAACAUCCGUCCUGUCAAAACCAGUUGUUGGUCCACAAGGCCUGACACCCAACCUCACGAUUACGAAGCCACCGGACUUCACACCGAAGUCUGACCUGGAACUGGCUCGAGUCGCGAAGGAGCAGGGUAAGGAGGUGGAGCUGAAUGAUGACAACCUGAUUGUGGACAAACGAGAACUCUUAUCCGCUGGCCUCAACUUGUCGGCUCCGAACACGCGGCGGUUGGGUCUGCAGCUUUCAGUGAAGGAGAGCUCCCAACAGGAAGUGUCAGUACACCGGGCUGUUGGGACUGCUGCAAGUAGGCGAGAGAUCAACGAGCGGCGCGCCCGCGAGGUUGCCAGACAGAUGGAGGAGGAACGAGAUCGGCUACUGAAAGAGAAGGAGAGAGAGGAGCAUGAAAGUGUGCAGCGCGUAGUGGCUAAGCGCAAUACCGAAGAGUCGGUGAAGAGCGCGCGGGAGCGAUACCUCGAGCGGAAGCGGCGGAAAUUGGAGGAGGUCGCUGUAGUAGAAGGUGAUCAAGAGGGCGCCGAACCAAGUUCGUUAGGGUCAUGA
Messenger RNA from Laetiporus sulphureus 93-53, 1188 nucleotides. RefSeq lists its product as uncharacterized. Gene Ontology annotation, biological process: regulation of alternative mRNA splicing, via spliceosome. Bases 1 to 1188 code for a protein of 395 amino acids. NCBI's taxonomy places the organism in Eukaryota, Fungi, Basidiomycota, Agaricomycetes, Polyporales, Laetiporaceae. The record is from RefSeq and is a predicted model, not a curated record. The transcript is spliced from 3 exons.